Bradysia coprophila is the source of this 363-nucleotide messenger RNA. Its product is annotated as serine-aspartate repeat-containing protein C-like. Lineage: Eukaryota; Metazoa; Arthropoda; Insecta; Diptera; Sciaridae. The record is from RefSeq and is a predicted model, not a curated record.
AUGUCGUCGAAAUUUCAGGACAAUUAUGAAUCGGUGUCGGAGGGUGACCAAGACGAUGACAACGGAUGUUUUUACGACGACGACGAUUUGAAUGAUUCGCGAUCUACUGAUGGGUCUUGGGACAAUGUUUCAGACAACGAUACGGAUAAUGACGAACCACUGAUGGAUUAUGAAGAAAGUUCAAUUAAUUUCGAAGAAGCGACAACAAUUCAUCAAACCCGUGGAGAAAUUGACUUAGAUUUUCAAUCGGAUUCCGAUUCCAAUGACGAAAGCGAUUUCGACGCCGAUGAUGAUGCAGAUUAUGACGGUGAUUGGUCUUGGGAUGAGGCGCUGGACGAUCCAUUGGUCAAUCGUCAAAGAUAA